Messenger RNA from Lepidothrix coronata (blue-crowned manakin), 2442 nucleotides. RefSeq names its product pyroglutamylated RFamide peptide receptor (gene QRFPR). Bases 51 to 1349 code for a protein of 432 amino acids. NCBI's taxonomy places the organism in Eukaryota, Metazoa, Chordata, Aves, Passeriformes, Pipridae. The transcript is spliced from 6 exons. Gene Ontology annotation, cellular component: membrane. Gene Ontology annotation, molecular function: peptide binding; neuropeptide Y receptor activity. The record is from RefSeq and is a predicted model, not a curated record. Gene Ontology annotation, biological process: G protein-coupled receptor signaling pathway.
GCGGCGGCGCUGAGGCGGCUGAGGAGGGAGUCGGUCCCCGAGUGGGCGCGAUGCGGUCCCUGAACAUCACCCCGGAGCAGUUCGCGCAGCUCCUGCGGGACAACAACGUGACGCGGGAGCAGUUCAUCACCCUCUACGGGCUGCAACCGCUGGUGUACAUCCCGGAGCUGCCGGGGCGCACCAAGGUGGCCUUCGUCCUCAUCUGCGUGCUCAUCUUCGCCCUGGCGCUCUUCGGCAACUGCCUGGUGCUCUACGUGGUGACCCGCAGCAAAGCCAUGAGGACCGUCACCAACAUCUUCAUCUGCUCCCUGGCGCUCAGCGACCUCCUCAUCGCCUUCUUCUGCGUCCCCUUCACCAUGCUGCAGAACAUCUCCUCCAACUGGCUCGGCGGGGCCUUCGCUUGCAAGAUGGUACCGUUUGUUCAGUCCACUGCCAUUGUCACUGAGAUUCUUACAAUGACCUGCAUUGCUGUGGAAAGACACCAGGGAAUUGUGCAUCCACUAAAAAUGAAGUGGCAGUACACCAAUAAAAGAGCUUUCACAAUGCUUGGCAUAGUCUGGUUGCUGGCUCUUAUUGUCGGGUCACCCAUGUGGCACGUGCAACGGCUCGAGGUUAAAUAUGACUUUCUGUAUGAAAAAGUGUAUGUUUGUUGCUUGGAAGAAUGGGCCAGUCCAAUCUAUCAGAAGAUAUACACGACCUUUAUUCUUGUUAUACUCUUUCUUCUCCCACUGAUGCUGAUGCUUUUUUUGUACACAAAAAUUGGCUAUGAACUCUGGAUUAAGAAACGAGUGGGAGAUGCUUCAGUUCUUCAAACCAUUCACGGGAGUGAAAUGUCCAAAAUAUCAAGGAAGAAGAAACGGGCAAUUGUUAUGAUGGUGACAGUGGUGUUUCUCUUUGCAGUCUGUUGGGCCCCUUUCCACGUGAUUCACAUGAUGAUAGAAUACAGUAACUUUGAAAAGGAGUAUGAUGAUGUGACAGUCAAAAUGAUCUUUGCCAUUGUCCAGAUCAUAGGGUUCUUCAACUCUAUUUGCAACCCCAUCGUUUAUGCUUUCAUGAAUGAGAACUUCAAGAAGAACUUUUUGUCUGCCAUCUGCUUCUGCAUUGUGAAAGAAAACGCCUCCCCAGCCAGGCAGCCUGGGAACUCGGGGAUUACCAUGAGGAGGCAAAAGCCAAAUGUUUCCCAGAGAGAGGCCACGGACUCGGAUGAAGGCAGGAGGGAGGCGUUCAGCGACGGCAACAUCGAAGUGAAGUUCUGUGACCAGCCAGCUUCCAAAAGGAAUUUGAGAAGGCACCUUGUCUUGUUCAGCUCUGAGCUCACUGUGCACUCUGCGCUGGGAAACGGACAGUAGCGUGACAGGGGGGUUGAGAACAGAACUUAGGGAACUUUCAAUAAGCCAUUUAAAACACUUUUCUACUUUGCAUGCUGAAGUAAGGCAGAAAAUAUUUUGUGGACUAUCAUAAUGCUGGUUGAGAAAAAUGUAAUAUUUAUUUUGUAAGGAUGAGGAGUAAAACUUCAGAAGACAAUAUUGCUGUAUGAUUUCCUGUGGGGGAUAAAAAUUGUUUUUCCUAAGCUAGUUUGGGACUUGUUUGCCCUAAACUGCUCUUGCUUGCUCUGUUUAUUCUGUGUCUGCACCAUACACAGCUGAAUGCCAGAAGGCAGGAACUAUGGAAAGAGUGUGCACUUUAUUUGGACAAUCUGGAAAUCUGAUGUCAGUCUGACAUUGUAAGAUCUGCUCUCUGCAACUGUGAGGACAGGGGAGCUUCAGAUGGGAGUUCAGGGAAGAUGCAGACUGAGAUGCAAUUCUGUUUCAGAAGAAUGAAAAAGGGGAUAUGAAAGAGCCAACAGCCAGAAUUUGACUCUGAAGAGAUUGAGAUUUAACCCACUGCAUGCAUGUUCAUAUUUUAUUAAUAGGAAGCAUAUUAGUAAUUAACAAUGCAUGCAUAAUUAAUGUGCUGUUUUUACAGGUUAAUUCUUGGGUACUGCCCUGGAAACAUCCCUGUUCUGCUGAAAAAUGGAGUGGUGGAAAAAGAGUAUGCAGGUGCCAGAGGUGUGGUCUGUAAACACUGAGUUUUACUCAGAGGCUUGCUUGGAUAUGUGGCUGUUGGCUUGAAAGUGUGGUGUUGCCAUUUUUUGGAGGCAUAAAAGGGUCAGAUCCAGAUCCUGUUGGGACUUCACAGAAGACUUUGAAUUGAAUAUCACAUUCUUUUGACCAGACACUUCUCUGAAGACAUGCACAAAUCUUUCUGUCUCUCCAUCAUCUUCAAAGGGAAUUAAUUGCUGUCAAAGAACAGGGCCAGUGUUCUGUUAUUUUUAGACUUUACAGUAAAUUACAGGGUUGAAAUCCACAUAAAUUCUAGUAAUUUUUCCUCUGUGGGCCAAACUGAAUAAUUGUAAAAGGUGUGGGGCUGGGGGGAAAGUGUGGUCUAGAAUCGUACACUGGA